Messenger RNA from Macrosteles quadrilineatus (aster leafhopper), 750 nucleotides. Its product is annotated as histidine-rich glycoprotein-like. Gene Ontology annotation, cellular component: extracellular matrix. The transcript has 2 exons. The record is from RefSeq and is a predicted model, not a curated record. The coding region runs from base 49 to 729 and encodes 226 amino acids. NCBI's taxonomy places the organism in Eukaryota, Metazoa, Arthropoda, Insecta, Hemiptera, Cicadellidae.
CAACCGAGUAGUAACUAGUGGGUUCUUGUACUUAAGGAAGCUACUGCAAUGAUAAAUAAGGUUGACAUCAUACUUUGCUUAAUCGCUUCAAGUAUCGCGUUUCCUCAACACGGCCACCACGACCAAGGGCACGAGCAUGUAGAGAACCACGACCACGGGUUCCACGUGGAGUACAAUGAGGACUACUACGACCCUCACCCCAAGUACAAGUUCGAGUACGGCGUCCACGACAGCCACACCGGCGACAUCAAGAGCCACAAGGAGGAGCGCGACGGAGAUGUGGUGCACGGCAGCUACGAGCUGGUGGAGGCGGACGGUUCCAAGCGCGUCGUCCACUACACAGCUGACCACCACACUGGCUUUAACGCCGUGGUCCACCGGGAACACAACGUACAUCCUCAACAUUACCGUCACCAUCAUGAGCACAUACCAGUAGUACAUCAUCAGAGUCAUCAUCAGGAGUACGCACCAGUUGUACAUCAUCAGGAGCAAGCACAAGCUGUACAUUAUCAGAGCCAUAAUCAGGAGCAAGCACAAGCUGUGCAUUAUCACAGCCAUAAUCAGGAGCACACACCCGUUGAACAUCAUCAGAGUCAUCAUCAGGAGCACGCACCAGUUCAAUAUCAUCAGAGUCAUCAUCAGGAGCACACACAAGCUGUACAUCAUCAGAGUCAUCAUCACAUGCAUGUACCAGAACGUCAUGGGCAUUUCUUUGGACACCAUUUUUAAAUCCGAUCUCCAUAAUAAACA